AUGAUAUUGUUAUUGCAAAGUGAAAGUCUGAAAGUCAUACAAGAUGUCAAGCAGCAGCUAAGCACAAAUUUCCUACUCAAAGAUUUAGGCCCUUUGAAGUACUUUCUUGGGCAAGAAGUGGCUAGGCACAAAAAGGGCAUUGCAGUAUGCCAAAGGAAAUAUGCAGUUGAGUUACUUGAAGAUACAGGUUUCACAAGUGCAAAACUUGUGUUCAAUCCUACAGUUCCUUCCCAUAAACUGAGCAGGAAUGAAGGAGAGUUCCUUGAAGAUAACAGUCAAUACAGGAGAAUUGUUGGUAAACUUUUUUACUUAACAAUAACUAGACCUGAUAUUAGCUUUGCCACUCAGCAGUUGUCCCAAUUUCUUGACAAGCCCACAGAUCUACACUUGCAAGCAGCACAUAGAGUGCUGAGAUAUAUUAAAGCUGCUCCUGGGCAAGAAUUUGGGGUUGAUCACAGUGAAGCAGUGGCUAUAUAUUGUGAUAGCAAAUCAGAUGUGGCAAUUGCAGAGAAUCCUGUAUUCCAUGAAAGAACCAAGUACAUAGAGCUGGACUGUCAUCUUGUUAGAGAAAAGCUACACAAAGGGCUCAUCAAGUUGUUCCACAUUGCCUCUGAAAAGCAGCUAGCAGAUCCCUUCACUAAGACACACUACCCUACAUCCUUUCAGCAUUAUAUUUCCAAGCUUGGAUUAGUGAAUCUAUAUAAUCCAGCUUGCGGGGGGAUUUCAGGAGAAGAAGCAAAAUGA
This is a messenger RNA of Ipomoea nil (Japanese morning glory), 744 nucleotides long. RefSeq lists its product as uncharacterized. The transcript has 2 exons. Lineage: Eukaryota; Viridiplantae; Streptophyta; Magnoliopsida; Solanales; Convolvulaceae. The record is from RefSeq and is a predicted model, not a curated record. The coding region runs from base 1 to 744 and encodes 247 amino acids.